Molecule: messenger RNA, 966 nt
Organism: Brachypodium distachyon (stiff brome)
Lineage: Eukaryota; Viridiplantae; Streptophyta; Magnoliopsida; Poales; Poaceae
Product: ADP-ribosylation factor-like protein 8c
Exons: 6
Coding region: 184-738 (184 amino acids)
Biological process (GO): protein transport
Molecular function (GO): GTPase activity; GTP binding
Source: RefSeq, a predicted model, not a curated record
UCCCGGGGGGGCUCCUGCCUUGCAGCCAACUCACGUCUCCUGUCUCUUCUCGUCCUCUUCUUCCUUCCUCCCCCCUCCUUCGCUCCUUCCCCAAUCGCGGAUUCCCUCGGUAGAUCCGGCCGCGGCAGGCGCACGGGCGGCGACGGUCUCGCGCGGCGGCAGGCAGACAAAGGCGGCGGCAGCAUGGGGCUCUGGGACUCGCUCCUCAACUGGCUCCGAAGCUUGUUCUUUAAGCAGGAGAUGGAACUUUCCCUGGUUGGCCUACAGAAUGCUGGGAAGACAUCUCUAGUCAAUUCAAUCGCUACAGGUGGCUACAGCGAGGACAUGAUUCCAACUGUGGGCUUCAACAUGCGGAAAGUCACGAAGGGAAAUGUCACCAUUAAACUUUGGGAUCUUGGAGGGCAACGGAGAUUCCGAACUAUGUGGGAGCGUUAUUGUCGUGGAGUUUCUGCUAUUCUAUAUGUUGUCGACGCUGCUGACCGAGAUAGCGUUCCGAUAGCAAAAAGUGAAUUGCAUGACCUGCUGACGAAACAGUCUUUAGCUGGGAUUCCUUUACUUAUCCUUGGCAACAAAAUUGACAAGUCAGAAGCACUUUCUAAGCAGGCAUUAGUCGAUCAACUAGGUCUGGAGUCUAUAAAGGACCGUGAAGUUUGCUGCUACAUGAUCUCUUGCAAGGACACCGUGAACAUAGAUGUUGUCAUCGAUUGGCUUAUCAAGCAUUCUAAAACAGCGAAUUAGGGCGGUUGUGUGUUGUGUGCCCCUUCAUGUGUGCUGAGGUGAAUUUUGUUUGUACCUCUCCAGUGUCAUGAUCCAGAAGAUGUCAACCUUGUAAUCUACUGUACAUCUUUGGUGUGUGUUGCGAACAGCAUGGGGUCUAGUACUUGAGCCUGAAACUCUUGUAUUACUUUGUACAUACCUAUAAUCUUUGAUUAUUCUUUGGUGUGAAUGUUAUUUUUUGUUGUCUUA